This is a messenger RNA of Zingiber officinale, 1341 nucleotides long. Its product is annotated as inositol polyphosphate multikinase IPK2-like. The transcript has a single exon. Gene Ontology annotation, cellular component: cytoplasm; nucleus. Bases 181 to 1131 code for a protein of 316 amino acids. Gene Ontology annotation, biological process: inositol phosphate biosynthetic process. Gene Ontology annotation, molecular function: inositol tetrakisphosphate kinase activity; inositol-1,4,5-trisphosphate 3-kinase activity. Lineage: Eukaryota; Viridiplantae; Streptophyta; Magnoliopsida; Zingiberales; Zingiberaceae. The record is from RefSeq and is a predicted model, not a curated record.
UUGCGUUGCGUUGCGUUGCGUUGAGAAAUUUCUAAUAUCUCGUCUUUCAGAUUCCCAAUAGGCUUGAGCCUUUUUGUUUUUUGUUUUUUGCCCAGCCAGCUUUCCCAUCACGCGUGCUUCGUCGAUUCUUUCUUCUGUCUUUCUAAACCACUGCCGAAGCCGAACUCUGAAACCGGAGCCAUGGCCAGCCCGAUUCUGAAGCCACCCGAGCACCAGGUGGCGGGCCACAGCGCCAAGGACGGCAAGCUCGGCCCCCUGGUCGACGGCCGUGGCCUCUUCUACAAGCCCCUCCAGGGAGACGGCCGCGGUGACUCCGAGCUCUCCUUCUACGCCGCCUUCUUCUCCCACCCUGCCGUCCCUCCCGCCAUCCGUUCCUUCUUUCCGGGCUUCCAUGGCACCCACUUCCUUCCAUCCUCCGACGGCUCCGGCCCUCGCCCCCACCUCGCCCUCGAUGACCUCCUCCCCGCCUUCCGCUCACCCUCCAUCAUCGACCUCAAGAUCGGAGCCUGCACCUGGCCCCCUGACUCCCCCGACGACUAUUUCCGUAAGUGCAUCGCCAGGGAUCGUGAGAGCGCCAGCCCCACCCUCGGCUUCCGCGUCUCCGGCGUCCAGAUCCAGAAUCCGGGAGUGGGCGCUGAUUCCUUCUGGCGCCCGCUUAGAUCCCGCGUCAGGGUUUACUCCGUGGAGGAGACGCGGCGGGUCCUGAGGCAGUUUGUCUCCAGAAAUUCGCCUUCGACGGACGAGAAGCUCGAUUGUGACCUCGCGUCCGUCGUCUACGGUGCCGCGGAUGGCGUCCUAGCGCAGCUGCAAGAGAUCAAAGCGUGGUUUGAGGAGCAGACGAUCUUCCACUUCUACUCCACCUCCAUCUUGCUGAUCUACGAGAAGGAUGCGGCGGCUGCGGCCGUCGGGAGAUCCUCUGGUGUUAGGGUGAAGCUUGUGGAUUUUGCUCAUGUGGUGGAGGGAAAUGGAAUCAUAGAUCACAAUUUCCUCGGGGGGUUGUCCUCCUUGAUCAAGUUACUUUUUGAGGUGAUCACGGAUCCUGAAGGUGAUGGCUGGAAAGCCAGCAAGGUUCAUCUCAGUUGCAAUAAUGGGAGCUUGGAGAGCAAUGCCAGUGUCUUGCCAUCAACUUAGACGCCAUUGAUCUCCUCCUGAGAAUAAAAUUGGUGCACCUUAGGCUCCCUAUUUAAUUCUAUUAUAAGGCUGUAUUAGUUUUGUUCAGUACACGUUCUAUGUGGAUCAGUAUGAAUUCAGUUAAUUGACCUUUCGUCUUCUAGGCUUGUUUUUUGCUCAGCUAAUGUGAGUUUGCAUUAUUAAAUUGGAACACUUUCGAAGCUUGUUUUU